Messenger RNA from Cucurbita pepo subsp. pepo (vegetable marrow), 3216 nucleotides. NCBI's taxonomy places the organism in Eukaryota, Viridiplantae, Streptophyta, Magnoliopsida, Cucurbitales, Cucurbitaceae. The record is from RefSeq and is a predicted model, not a curated record.
AUGAGUUCAUUUUCCAUCACUCGGAAAAAGACUCCUUUCCAAAAGCACAGAGAGGAGGAAGAGGCAAAGAAGAAGAGAGAGGAGGAUGAAACUGCUCGAUUGUAUGCGGAAUUUGUGGAGUCAUUUCAAGGAGAUAAUGCACCUGGGUCCAAGACUUUUGUUCGUGGAGGAACUAUCAACCCCAACGAGAAAUUGAAGAGUGAAUCUGAGGGUGAAAAGGCCAAAGAUGGGGUAUCUGUUCCAAAGAAGGGAAGUAGAUAUGUGCCAUCUUUCAUUCCACCUCCAUUGGCAUCCAAGGGAAAAGAAUCUGACAAGAAGGAGCUGGACAAGCCAAAGGAGAAAGAAAAGGGGAAGUCUAGGAACAUUGAUCAUUUUAUGGAGGAGCUGAAGCAUGAGCAAGAGAUGAGGGAAAGACGAAAUCAGGAUCGCGAACAUUGGCGUGAAGGACGCCUUGGAGAAAACUUAACACCAUCUAGUCGUUUUGACGAACUGCCGGAUGACUUUGAUCCUAGUGGAAAGUUCCCUGGAUCAUUUGAUGAUGGAGAUCCUCAAACAACUAACCUUUAUGUAGGAAAUUUAUCUCCUCAGGUUGAUGAGAAUUUUCUCCUUCGAACUUUUGGAAGAUUUGGACCGAUUGCUAGUGUGAAGAUAAUGUGGCCAAGGACAGAGGAGGAGCGAAGACGGCAAAGAAAUUGUGGAUUUGUAGCUUUCAUGAACAGAGCUGAUGGACAGGCUGCAAAGGAUGAAAUGCAAGGAGUUGUUGUUUAUGGGUAUGAACUGAAAAUCGGAUGGGGAAAGUCUGUCGCUCUUCCAUCCCAAGCAUUACCUGCGCCUCCUCCAGGUCAUAUGGCCAUUAGAAGUAAGGAGGGUGGCACUGUUAUCUUAUCUGGCUCAUCAGGACCGCCAGUUACUUCUGUCCCAAACCAAAAUUCUGAGCUGGUUCUAACACCCAACAUUCCUGAUAUUACUGUCGAACCACCUGAGGAGGAUCAUCUCCGCCAUGUCAUUGACACUAUGGCUCUAUAUGUUCUGGAUGGAGGUUGUGUCUUUGAACAAGCUAUUAUGGAGAGGGGUCGGGGUAAUCCUCUCUUCAACUUCUUGUUUGAGCUUGGUUCAAAAGAACAUACAUACUAUGUUUGGCGGCUCUAUUCAUUUGCUCAGGGGGAUACUCUUCAAAGGUGGAGAACUGAACCUUUUAUCAUGAUAACUGGUAGUGGAAGAUGGGUUCCACCGCCUCUUCCAACUGCUAAAAGCCCAGAGCUUGAGGAGUCUGGUGCCACAUAUGCUGCUGGAAGAACCAGACGCGUGGAGCUUGAAAGAACAUUGACUGAUUCACAAAGGGAUGAGUUUGAGGACAUGCUUCGGGCACUGACACUAGAAAGGAGUCAGAUAAAGGAAGCAAUGGGGUUCGCAUUGGAUAAUGCUGAUGCAGCUGGAGAGAUAGUUGAAGUUCUAACAGAAUCUUUAACGCUUAGAGAAACUCCUAUUCCAACCAAAGUUGCUAGGUUGAUGCUUGUGUCUGAUAUCCUUCAUAACAGUAGUGCUCCCGUUAAGAAUGCAUCUGCAUACCGUACUAAAUUUGAAGCAACAUUACCUGACAUCAUGGAGAGCUUCAAUGAUCUAUAUCGUAGCAUAACAGGGAGAAUUACGGCAGAGGCCCUCAAGGAACGAGUAUUGAAAUUAUUGCAAGUAUGGUCAGAUUGGUUUCUGUUCUCAGAUGCUUAUGUGAAUGGAUUGCGAGCCACGUUCCUUCGCUUAGGAAACUCUGGUGUGACCUCCUUUCAUUCAUUAUGUGGCGAUGCCCCAGAGAUUGAACGGCAGGCCAAUUGUGAAGAGUUAGGAGAUGGGAGCAAAAUCAAUCAAGAUGCUGAAUUGGCAAUGGGCAAAGGAGGAGCUAUGAAGGAGUUAAUGAAUCUUCCCUUCGGAGAAUUGGAAAGAAGGUGUAGGCAUAAUGGGUUGUCUCUUGUUGGUGGUAGAGAAAUGAUGGUUGCACGUUUGCUAAGUCUUGAAGAGGCAGAAAAACAGAGUGGAUAUGAACUUGAUGAAGACUUAAAAUAUAGUAAUUCUCGUACUGUAAGAUAUUCAAGUAGUUCAAAGGAAACUAAGGUUGAACGAAAUCCAGCCGAAAUUUCUGGUUGGAACCAUUUUGGAGACGAUGACGCAAAUUUCCAGAGGAUGGGUUCUGUACCUAUGGCUCAAACUCUUUCAAUUCCACAGCCUGAACUAAAAAGUUUCACCAAGUCUGGGAAAAAUGAUCCCGUUUUGCCGGCCUCUAAAUGGGCUAGGGAGGAUGAUGAAAGUGACAAUGAGCAAAAAGGAGGUCCUAGGGGUCUCGGGUUGAGCUAUUCAUCUUCAGGAAGUGAAAAUGCAGGAGAUGGUCUCAGUAAAUCUGAUGAGAUGGAGAUUACUACGGAAGCAAGUGUCCUUAUGCAGCCUGAUACUGGGUUGAAUGAAGAGCAGAGACAAAAGUUAAGGCGUGUUGAGGUGGCUUUGAUAGAAUAUCGUGAAUCUUUGGAGGAACGAGGCAUCAAAAGUGUAGAGGAAAUAGAGAGGAGAGUUUUGAUUUAUCGAAAACAACUAGAAUCUGAAUAUGGACUGUCAGACUCCAAUGAGGCUGCAUCAAGGAAGAAGAGGAGGGAUAGAGCAGAUGAUAGCCAUGAUUCAUUAAGGAAGCUGCAGCGUAGCCAGAGCCAUAGCGACAGCCCAGUACGAAAGUCAUCCAACCGAGAUAGGGACAGAGAAAAUGACAUUGACAGGGAGCGAGAAAGAUUACGAGACAGGGACCGCGAAAAGAGUGGAAGCAGAGAAAGGGAUGACCACGACCGAGAUAGAGGUAAAGAAAGAGAUAGGGAUAGAAGAAGACGAGCAAAAUGAGAAUUCUUCCCAUCACAUUAUGCUAAGCGUUUAAACGAAAACUGGGGGCCGUCUCUCGCAAUCAAGGGAUGCGAAACUUUUAGCCAGAUCAGUUGUCGAGAUCGUAAUUUUUGUUUCCAGUUCAUGUUUUAAGGAAAAACAGGGUAUGAACGUUGUGGAGAGGGGAAUUUUGCUGGUCAUGUGUAUGGUAAAGAUGUUAAUUGAUAGGCAGUAAUGUUCCCCAUUGAAGCUAAAAUUCCCAUGAUCAUGUUUGUAUUAAAUAUUACGUUUGUAUCAGAACAUUUUCUUUACCAUUCCUUCUAAACCCCUCUCGAACAGAAUCAUUUGAAACGACCAUUCGUC